This is a messenger RNA of Lycium barbarum (goji berry), 1449 nucleotides long. RefSeq lists its product as uncharacterized. The record is from RefSeq and is a predicted model, not a curated record. Bases 1 to 1449 code for a protein of 482 amino acids. Gene Ontology annotation, molecular function: nucleic acid binding. The transcript is spliced from 6 exons. Lineage: Eukaryota; Viridiplantae; Streptophyta; Magnoliopsida; Solanales; Solanaceae.
AUGAAGUAUGAGUUCCUUGGUUUGAAUAACACAUUACCAAUGAUUGUUUUAGCAUUAUUGACUCAGGAGCAGAUCGAGAAGCUGUUAGAGAUAUUGCGUGAGUAUAAGCGUGCUAUUGGUUGGACCAUAGCAGACAUUCAGGAAAAGUGCCACUUCAUGGUGAAGAAAGGGAUCAUUCUCAGGCAUAAAAUCUCUAAAACGGGGAUUGAGGUCGAUCAGGCUAAGUUCAAGUUUGAUGAGAAGUACCAAAAGGAAUUCGAUGAAUUGAAGGAGUGUUUCAACACAACUCCUAUUAUUGUUUCUCCUAACUGGUCUCUGCCGUUCGAGUUGAUAUGUGAUAUGAGCGGUUUUGCUAUUGGUGUCGUGCUUGGACAGAGACAUGACAAAAUCAUGCACCCUAUGUACAAUGCUAGUAAAACAUUGAAUGCGGUUCAGAUGAAUUAUAUAGUGACUGAGCAAGAGCUGCUUGCUAUAGUCUUUGCUUUUGAGAAAUUCCAAGCCUAUUUGUUGGGGUCUAAAAUUGUAGUGUACACUGAUCAUGCUGUAUUAAGGUAUUUGAUGGCGAAGAAGGAAGCUAAGCCGCAGUUGAUUCGAUGGGUGCUAUUAUUGCAAGAGUUUGAUUUUGAGGUAAAAGAUCGCAAGGGAACUGAAAAUCAGGUUUUAGCAGUGACAGCUGAGGUAGCACCAUGGUAUGCAGACAUCGCCAAUUUUUUGGUGACGGGCAUAAUUUCUGAUGAUAUAAAGUCAUACCAGAAGAAGAAGUUUCUGUGGGAUUCUCGUAUGUAUUACUGGGACGAGCCAUACUUGUUCAGAACAAUUGCUGAUAACAUCAUUCGGUGUUUUGUUUCCGAGUGUGAGUUUUGCAAUGGAGCCUUCGCUGGGCUGAUGGAGAAGUAUGGUGUGAAGCACCGGGUUGCAACCCCUUAUCAUCCUCAAAUGAGUAGGCAGUUGAAGUCUCCAAUCGAGAGAUUAAGAGUAUAUUUGCCAAGACUACUAUUUUUUGGCAAAGUUUGUCAUCUGCCAGUUGAGCUUGAGCAUAAGGCCAUGUGGGCCUUGAAGAAGUUAAAUAUGGAUUGGGAUGAAUCAACUAAACUUCAGUUGUUUCAACUAAACCAGAUGGAUGAAUUCCGGUACCAAGCCUACGAGAGUGCAUCAUUGUACAAGGAGAAGAAGAUCCUAAAGCGAGAAUUCUACAUGGGUGAUCCUGUCAUGCUGUAUAAUUCCAGAUUAAAGCUGCUACCGGGCAAGUUGAAAUCAAAGUGGUCCGAUCCUUUUGAGGUGGUAAGUGUUUCACCCCAUGGGACAAUUGAAUUGAAGUCAGGAGAUGGAACUCAGAUGUUUAAGGUGAACGGGCAGAAGGUGAAGCACUACCAUGGUUGCAUUAAUGGGGAUAGAAAUGUUGAUAAGUACUGGUUGAAGCAUCUGGGAACGGAUCCUGAUUCGAAAUAA